CUCCAAAUCUGGCUCCCAAACCUACUGGAACUUCACCAACGCCUCCGGAUCCAAACCCGGUCUCAUCCAAAUCUGCAGCUGCUCCGGCUCUCACCCCCAAACCAUCAGGACCGCCAGCCGCCACUGCCACUCCGGUUCCAGCCAAACCCCCCGUCACAGCACCGGCUCCAUCCCUGAGGAAAAGCCCCGUGAUCCAACAUAAAGCAGAAACUACCAGAGCUGCAAACCCCUCAGACCCUCCUCUUCCUCGUCGGCCCUCAGGUGAAAAGCUCCUCCCCCUCCGUCCUCCACCAAUCAAGUCCAUUCCCGGGCGACCGCCGCCUCCGUCCGUCAACUCGACCUCCUCAGCCAACCAGGUCCCUCUGCCUUCCAAAGCCACUCCCGCUCUCUCCGUGUCACCAGCCGCCCAGAGUUCACAGACCACGCCCCAUCCCGUAACAGCCAAUCAGCUGCCUGCUCAGAGGGUCACAAAAAGAGGACCCCCUCUGCCCCCUCGGCCUAAACCUGGACAUCCUCUCUAUACCAGCUACACG
Molecule: messenger RNA, 533 nt
Organism: Paralichthys olivaceus (Japanese flounder)
Lineage: Eukaryota; Metazoa; Chordata; Actinopteri; Pleuronectiformes; Paralichthyidae
Source: RefSeq, a predicted model, not a curated record